Triplophysa dalaica is the source of this 4292-nucleotide messenger RNA. It is a transcript of the gene corin, whose product is annotated as corin, serine peptidase. The transcript has 23 exons. Lineage: Eukaryota; Metazoa; Chordata; Actinopteri; Cypriniformes; Nemacheilidae. Gene Ontology annotation, molecular function: protein binding; serine-type endopeptidase activity. The record is from RefSeq and is a predicted model, not a curated record. Bases 456 to 3578 code for a protein of 1040 amino acids. Gene Ontology annotation, cellular component: membrane. Gene Ontology annotation, biological process: acrosome reaction; proteolysis.
UAAAUUGAAAGAUGAAAUGCACCUUAUAACUACUCCGUACUCUGUACAGACGAGCAGAAACGCAACAAGGUGAAGCGUUUUACACCCUGACCGUCCGAUUCAAGUGCUCAGGGUUCGUUUUCUGUCCUGUGUAUUAAUAUGAGUGCGCUGGGUUUGGUCCUCCCAUCACUGCUUUAGCACACGGGCCCACGCGCUCCCUCUUUAUAAAUGAGCUCGCGCUGCUCCAGCAUCAGUGUGGCGUAGACAGCGCGCGCAGACACGAGUUUAAACGCAACAUUUCAACUCUUUGACGAUCUAAUCUCGGUGUGAAGUGAAGAGAAUAAAACACAUCAAAGCGUGACAGAACCCUUCGCUGAACUUCGUCAGUCGCUGAUCCGCAGCCCUCAGGAACGGAGCUCCGCAGCGCGAGCUGACUUCCAGUCCGACACCGGUUUGUGUUUGUCAGAUGAUGCAUCAUGGGUGAAGCGUUUACACACACGCAUCAUUGUGGGAAACAUCAGCGUCUGAUGCUCAUCAUAGUGCUGCCUUGUGUGUGCAGCCUUGUGUGUGUGUGUGUGCUGCUGCUAACGCUCACAGGUUUAUUUGGAAAUGGCUUGCUGGAUGGCAAAGGUUUGGUCUCCAUAGCAACACUCACCCCAUUGAGCGACGGGCCAUUUAACAGCACAGGUCUCAGUCUGGUCAAUAACAGAACGGUGGCGGCACACACAGGAUCACAGCAGACCGUCCCGACAACCACCCCCCCGCAGUGGGACUCCGGCCACUGGAUCCUGCCUGCCUCCUCGUCCACAGCAGGUCCCACCUCCACGGCCUCUGAGGACUGGUUCACAGUUGCUUCCAUGGUAACAAGCGUCCAGGCAGAGGCCGGUUCCUGUUCUGACAUCACAGAGAGUCAGUGUCACAUGCUGCCAUACAAUCAGACGGGUUUGUUGCCAGGGGCAACCGUGGUAAAGGGCAGCGAGCUGCAGAUGUUCCUGAAGUUUUUCAGCUAUCUGAGUCGUCUGUCCUGUUUCAGGCACAUCAUGCUGUUCGGCUGCACCAUUGCUCUUCCGCAGUGCGUCACCCGUGAUGACCGCAGGACGCUCAUUCUGCCCUGCCAGUCGUUUUGUGAAGCAGCCCGUGAGGGAUGUGAGCCCGUGCUACAGAUGUUCAACGCCUCAUGGCCCGAGUUUCUCCGCUGCUCUCAGUUCAGCAAUAACACAGCCACGUGUUACACACCCCGACACGGCCGAGGAAAAGCUACUGUGUGUGGUGGAAGUGAUUACUUCUUGUGUGCAACUGGAAUCUGUGUCCCCCGGAAACUAGUGUGCAACGGACACAAUGACUGUGACGACUGGAGCGAUGAGAGCGACUGCACGUGUGCAGACGGUCAGUAUUUAUGUUCGACAGGCCGAUGUGUCUCGUCUGAGCUUCUGUGUGAUGGAUACGAUGACUGUGGUGAUUUCAGCGAUGAGCAGAACUGUGUGUGUGACUCCGUUAAAGAGCAUCGCUGUGUUGAAGGACGCUGUGUUCCUAUUGAAUGGCUCUGUGACGGCGACUAUGACUGCCUGGAUAAAAGUGAUGAGCUGAACUGCUCUUGUAAGUCUCAGGGUUUAGUGGAGUGCAGGAGUGGCCAAUGUAUCCCCAGUGCAUUUCGCUGUGAUGGUGAGGAUGACUGUAGAGACGGCAGUGACGAAGACAACUGCACGAAACAACAAACUCAGGGUUUGUGUCCUCCUGGUCAACCCAGCUGUAUUUCCACCUCCUGCUCGACCAGUUGUCAUGGAAACACUUCCUGUGAUCUUCGCAACACAGGCAGUAACUGCACAGGUGGCUGUGAGCCAAUCUCUUUGGAGAUCUGUAUGAAUCUGCCCUACAACUUCACCAAGUUUCCAAACUAUCUGGGUCAUCAGUCGCAGAAAGAGACAUCAGUGAGCUGGGAGUCUUCUCUCUUUCCUGCUCUGGUUCAGACAAACUGCUACAAAUAUCUCAUGUUCUUUGCGUGUACUGUUCUAGUGCCCAUGUGUGACCCUCUGACACAGCAGAGAGUGCCACCCUGCAGAUCUCUCUGUAGGAAUUCAAAGGAGCGCUGUGAGUCUGUGCUAGGAAUCGUGGGAUUGCAGUGGCCUGAAGAUACAGACUGUGCUCAGUUUCCAGAGGAAGGACAAGCGAACAGCACAUGUUUAAUGCCUGACCAGGACGUGAAUGAGUGCUCUCCCAGUCACUUUAAAUGUGGUUCUGGAAGAUGUGUCCUCUCAUCCAAACGUUGUGAUGGACACACAGACUGUGAUGAUGACAGCGAUGAAGACGCAUGUGGGUGUGUGGAGCGAGGCUUAUGGGAAUGUCCCGGAGACAAAACCUGUAUCCGACACAACAUGAUCUGUGAUGGCUUUCCUGACUGCAAGCAACAAGAAGAUGAAGUCAACUGCUCGGAGUGCAGCAGUCAUGAGCUGGAGUGUAAUAAUCAUGAGUGUGUUCAUCGUUCAUUCUGGUGUGAUGGCAGGAAACACUGCACAGACAGCUCUGAUGAGUGGAACUGUGUUUCUCUCUUUGAUGAUGGAACGUUGCUGGUGUAUAAAUCAGGCCUGGAGUAUCAGGUGUGUGCAGACGGAUGGAGCUCGAACCUCAGCAGCAUCACAUGCACACAGAUGGGUUUAGGUUCCUCUCUUUCCACACAGGCAGUUGAGGCUGAGUCUCUUUCUGUGAUACGCAGACGCUGGCUGCACGUCCACCCAGACUGGAGUCAACAUGACACGUCUCCCCUUCAGGGCCUACUAGGAAAGAGAGGGCACAGUUGUCCAUCACACAUGAGGGUCUCGCUAAAGUGCCCUAAACACGACUGUGGGCGUCGCCCUGCAGCUCGAAUGGUGAAGAGGAUUCUGGGAGGGCGUACAAGUCGCCCAGGGCGUUGGCCAUGGCAAUGCUCUCUUCAGAGUGACCCCAGCGGCCACAUCUGUGGCUGUGUGCUCAUUGGCCGUAAAUGGGCCCUAACUGUAGCGCACUGCUUCGAAGGACGGGAGAGUGCAGACGUGUGGAAAGUUGUUCUUGGGAUUAAUAAUCUGGAUCACCCUUCUCCAUACAUGCAAACACGCCAAGUGAAGAGCAUCAUCGUUCACUCGAGAUACAACCGGGCGGUUGUGGACUACGACAUCAGUGUGUUGGAGCUGGAGUCCGAGGUGGAAGUGACCAGUUACGUGCGACCCAUCUGUCUACCCGACCGCGAUCAGCUGCCCAAACCCGACAAAUACUGCCACAUAACAGGCUGGGGUCACGUGGGGAACAGAAUGCCCUUUAAGCUACAAGAGGGUGAGGUGCGCAUCAUCUCCGUCUCACAGUGUCAGUCUUACUUUGACAUGAAGACCAUCACAUCACGGAUGCUGUGUGCCGGAUACGAGGCGGGAACCAUCGACUCGUGCAUGGGUGACAGUGGAGGACCGUUGGUCUGUGAGGAAGACGAUGGACGCUGGUUUCUCUACGGUUUGACCUCCUGGGGCUCUGUGUGUUUCUCUAAGGUCCUGGGCCCCGGCGUCUACGCCAACAUCACUCAUUUCACCGAGUGGAUCGAGAGACAGAUUUACCUUCGUACAUUUCACCUGCUGUAGGUCAAGCCCCCCCACACACACAUAAGCACGUUGGCAAGGAGAAAUGUCUUUGUGAACAAAAGAAAUGAAGAGCAGUGGAACUAGAGCACUUCAUGCUGAUGUGUGUUGUGAGCGUGCGGUUACACCCUGUUACUGUAGCUGUUUGCUUGCGUCUAUGACUCUGUUGUUGAACUCAUUCAGAGUUCAGCUGCGCGCGCGUGUGUGCGUAUGUAUCAGACCUGUUUCAAAGAUCCUGCGACUGCAGCAUUGUAAUGCAACAGCAGUAACAAUAACAAGUUUGUGAGCAUUUCACAUUCUCACUCCAUCACAUCUAGAGUCUAAGCUGACAGAAGAAAAGGAUGCUGGAUGGGUUCAACCUGCUGUAAAAGCAAGACACAGCUGAAAAAACCUUCCUUUCAGAUUGUGUUGCUAAUGUAAAUCUUGUGCUCUUGACACCUGUUUCUUUCAUUGUGUUAUUCUUUUUUUUUUACAUAAAAUGAGUGUGUGGGUGUACGUGUGCGCAUGGGCGUAAAUCUCGAUUUAAUAGUGGGGGGGACAAUACAUAUAAAAUUUCUCAAGAGCAAUUUUUGAAGGGGACAUAAAUAACACAGUCAAAAUUGUAUUUACUACGACACCAAGCGACAAUAUGCAUCAGGUUUAUAGGUGUUUCGUGCAGACUUGCAGUCAUAUUAUAACUGAAUUGAAAUUGUGAACAAUAAAGAUUUUUUCCAUUUA